Pocillopora meandrina is the source of this 1023-nucleotide messenger RNA. NCBI's taxonomy places the organism in Eukaryota, Metazoa, Cnidaria, Anthozoa, Scleractinia, Pocilloporidae. The record is from the annotation of a GenBank genome assembly.
UUGAAAAGUUCAUUGGUUCCUUUCGAUGAGAUUCUAGAUACUUAUGACGCACUCAAAGAAGAGUACACCAAUAUGGUCAGCGAAGACCCCAGUUACGAAGUCUUUGGUCGUCCAGAAGACUUUUACCGAGUUCUAGAACCUUGGGAGUACCAAGGAGACGUCGCGACAGAUGAGAUAGAAAUGGGAAUCGAGACUGCGGAAGAGUUCUUGGACUGGUCAAGGUUGAGGAGAUUUAUCAUAAGUCAGCUGGAACACUUUCAAGACAAGAAAAUAGUUGAAAUUAGAGCAAACACCGAAGUCACUGAGAUUUCAGCGCUCGAAGAUUGUGGCGUAUAUUUGAUAAAAGCCGUAGACUUGUCAGCUGGUGGCAACGUAGAGAUUUUCACCGAAGUAACUGUGAACGCCUCGUGGUACAACAUUGGCAAAUUCAACAAGAUGCUUGGUAUUUCCGCUUUCACAAUGAAAAGAUGCAACAGAAUCAAAGCAAUUACCACAGUGCAGCUGCCCGAAGCUCUCGUCCACAUGCCUUCAAUGUUCUUCUGUAUGGGACCCUUCUGCAUGUUUUCCAACAAAGGAAACAGAGUUGGAAUGUUGACUUAUGCACCAGAGACAAACAUGGCUACGAGUACCUCUGAAGAGCUGGAACCAGAAUUCGAGCAUGUAUUCUUCAAUCUCUCAGACGACGAGAAAUGCGCCAAGGGUCAAAAAAUCUUAGCCGGUGUGUCGAAAUACAUUCCUAAAUUGAAACAAGCCAAGGUGACAAAGGUAAAGCUUAGCAUUACCCAAACAUUCAUGGACGAAGAUACGAUAGAUUUCGGUUUGAAAGUCGGAAACUUGAAUUUGUUGCACGAUCCACAUGUUGGAGGUAUUUACAAGAGAAAUUACAGUGGAGUGGAGGAACCUCGGCAAGGAUAUAUAAUCAAUGCAUGUAUGAAGCUAUUGUAUUGUUUUGUUAACGCGGAGAUCGUAAAGGACCUGAUUUUAUCGAAAUCUGCAGAAGGUUCUGGUACCGAAAGCAAUUAA